Messenger RNA from Myxocyprinus asiaticus (Chinese sucker), 1728 nucleotides. RefSeq names its product tRNA-splicing endonuclease subunit Sen15-like. The record is from RefSeq and is a predicted model, not a curated record. The coding region runs from base 60 to 539 and encodes 159 amino acids. The transcript is spliced from 5 exons. Gene Ontology annotation, molecular function: nucleic acid binding. Lineage: Eukaryota; Metazoa; Chordata; Actinopteri; Cypriniformes; Catostomidae. Gene Ontology annotation, biological process: tRNA splicing, via endonucleolytic cleavage and ligation.
ACUCCAGAAAACGUUCAGAGCUUCGCCAAAAUGGCGUAAUUAAUAUUCAUAAGGGAGUAAUGAAUAAGGAAAACAGCAGGAGGAGGAGGAAUAUUAUGAUGGACGAAGCGAAUCGAGCAGAUCCUCCGAAUUGGAUCCAGCAACACGCUGUGUACCAAGACCUGAUGCGUUUUAAUGUAGGUGACAGUGCUCAAGUACACGCUGCCUUCCUGGUGUACAUGGACCUGACAGAAGUGCGCGGCUGGUCAGAUGUGGCUGGAGUUUCCUGUCCAGAGUUACACGCAGUUCUACUGGAGGCUCGAGAGAAAGAGGGAGACACAGUCCAGAUGAUCUACCCUCUGCCUUCACACAGAUCCAUCAAACACAGAGAGUUAAGAUGUAUAUUGGACAGAGGUGCUCCGAUGCUCUUGUGUUCAGUGGCGUCUGACUCAAGUCUGGUGUACCAGAGGCUGUGUGAUGGUUUUCUGACCCCUGACCCCCCAGUGGACAUCAAAGACCAAGGCCGUCGACAGCAUCGCAAGCGAAGGUUGCAGACGUGAAACGGACAUCCAGAUCUAGCUUAAACAAAUAUACAGCCAGUAGCUAUUAAGAACGGUUUAAGUACAGAUGAUUAAGAUCAGCUUGAGCAUGGACCAUAUUUGUGUGUAUAAUGCUGAGCUUAUAAAUAGGGGUUUGGUCUUCAUCCUACAAUUGUCCUGUAGCAGUAAAUCACGAGGCAGAUAUAUUUACAGUAUCAAACAGACUACACCAAUCAGCUGCUCCUCUUUACUCAAACAAAUACUUGAAAUAUCAGUUGUGUAAAAUUACACCACAAAAACGUAACAGUGCAGAGAAAACAGACCAUAAACAAAAUAUUGGCAAAUAGAAAGUGAUGUCUCGCAUUAAAUUCUCAUAGUCAACACAGAGAUAAUAAUUUCUUUAGAAACAAUAUGCCUUUGCUUAAGAGAUCUUUUUUAAAAGGAUAGUUCACCCAAAAAUGAAAAUUCGCCCAUCAUUUACUCACCCUCAUGCCAUCCCAGAUGUGUAUUACUUUUUUCUGCAGAGCAUAAAUUACGAUUUUUAGAAGAAUAUCUCAGCUUUGUAGGUCCAUACAAUGUAAGUGAAUGGUGGCCAGAAAGUACAUAAAGGCAAGAUAAAGUAAUCCAUCAGACUCCAGUGGUUUAAUCAAUGUCCUCUGAAGUGAUCCAAUUGGUUUUGGGUGAGAACAGAACAAAAUAAAACUAUUUUUUUCACUAUAAAUCUUGACAUCAGCAGUCUCCUUGGCAAUCAUUAUUUCAGGCUCAAUUACAUCUAGCGCUCUACACAUGCGUCAAGCACUAGGAAGUGUAAUCAAGCUUGAAAUCAUGAUUGUGCCUAGAGACUACAAUGGCAAGAUGUACAGUGAAAAUUGAGUUACAUUUUCUGUCUAUUUUUACACAAAACCAAUUAGAUAGCUUCAGAAGAUAUGGAUUAAACCACUGGAGUCUGAUGGAUUAAUUUUAUGCUUCCUGGCAACCAUUCACUUGCAUUUUAUGGACCUACAGAGCUGAAAUAUUCUAUAAAAAAAAUAUGUGUUCAGCAGAAGAAAGUCACACAUCUGGGAUGGCAUGAGGGUGAAUAAAUGAGAGAAUUUUCAUUUUUGUGAACUAUCCCUUUAAUUGGUUAAUGUGCAUUUAUUUGUUCUGUAUUUUUGGCAAUAUCAUCUGGCCCAACUUUAUAUAGAGAAAAUAAAAAGUGUGCUUAUGGCUA